AUGUGGUUAGAGUUGAUCGCCCUCGUAUUCUCGCUGAAUUGCUUCUCGCCGGCUUUAAUGUAUUAUGUAUAUGACGACAAUGCCAUGGUAGGAUUCAUAUCGCCUACAAAUGUGGUCGGGACUUACGGUAAAACCAGACAGCCCGUACAUAAGAAAUAUCUCGUCGGUAAUAAUAAUCAGAAGAACAUGAAGUUAGUCAACGAACGCGCUGUGGAUUCCCACUUCCAGAUAUCGAAGACGUCGCCUGUGUCGUUUGCAACUAAAUCUAACAUGGAGAAUAGUGAAACGAAAAACAUGCGAAAAGAUACGGAACCACCGCGUCAAAUUAAUUUUAUAGAUCAGAAGAUUGAAAUUCAACAUAGGAAAAAUCAAACACAGACGUCUAUGAAGAAAGUCGACUCACAAAACGCUGAGCAGAAAAAAAACACAGAUCUAAAUGAUCCGAAAAAUCAUGUCAAUAACGCGUUAUUCAAACCUAAUAUCCAAAAACAUUUGGAAAAUAGAAAUGUUAUAGAGAAGUCCAAGAACCAAGAAAGAAGUCAAUUUAAACCUGUUCCGACAGUACAUGCGAUCACCCAAAAGAAAUGGAACAGGUUCAUCAAUCGACAGCAAUUCUUUGACCAGAACUAUUAUCAAAAACCUAACGGCUUGAGUGUCAAGAAUAAAAUUCUACAUAAGGCGAACAUAAAUAGCGAACACAACGCUCAGUAUAUGAACUACAUGCUGAAUGAGAUAGCACAAAAAUUUUUAGAAAAUAAAAAAUCGAAGAUCAAGGAGAAUAGGAAAAGAGACGCUAUAACUAAUAACGUUAUGCAUCAGAGAAUAGAAAGCAACGAUAAAGAUGAUGCAAAUAGUCAAACAGACCUUUUUUCCCCAAACCAAGAUAAAAUUACCAUUGAGGAAAUCCUGACCGACGUGAACGACAAAACCGACCUAAUGUCGUACUCUGAAGAUAGAGUCAAAAGCAAAACUAUUACCUCUAAUACAAAGACUGAAAACUAUUCGGCAUUUCGAGAUCGCUGA
Molecule: messenger RNA, 1023 nt
Organism: Danaus plexippus (monarch butterfly)
Lineage: Eukaryota; Metazoa; Arthropoda; Insecta; Lepidoptera; Nymphalidae
Exons: 2
Coding region: 1-1023 (340 amino acids)
Source: RefSeq, a predicted model, not a curated record